AUGCAAGCCAUGCAAGCCUUGCCAAGCACCGCCUCUUCCUCCAGCAAGGUCAAAACUCCGCGGGACAGCAAGAGGCGAGCAACGCACUCGCAGAUCGAACGAAGAAGGAGGGAAAAGAUCAACGAGUGUCUGAUCACGCUUUGUCAAGUCAUUCCAGCUUGCGUGAGGGAGGUGCAAGGAAGAAGAAGGGCUGCUGCUGCUGCUGCUCAUGGUGAUGAUGAUGAUGAUGAUGAUCGCAAUGCCUUGCAUCGAGGUGUUGCAGGUGCAGGUGCAGGUGCAGGUGCGGGUGCGGGUGCGGGUGCGAUGGAGAGUGGAGAAAAGGCAAAGAGGAAGAGGGUGCGCAAACGUAAAGAGGGAAAAAAGAAUGAUGACAACAAGGAGGAAGAGCUGGGUCUGCACAAGCUGGAAGUGCUGACGCACGCCAUUGGUGAGCUUGACGCAUGUACUUGGACGAAUGGGCAGGUAGGCAGACAGAGACCGACGGCGCGCUUCAAGUGCCCAGCCAGCCAGCCAAUCACUUUCACUGACCCAAUCCAUCGCCCAUCCUCGGCCUUCGGUGCAGACUACAUCUACGAGCUGCAAGCACGCAUCGCUGAGUUGGAGAGGAGAAUGA
This is a messenger RNA of Ceraceosorus bombacis, 613 nucleotides long. Lineage: Eukaryota; Fungi; Basidiomycota; Exobasidiomycetes; Ceraceosorales; Ceraceosoraceae. The record is from the annotation of a GenBank genome assembly.